AAAAUAGAAGCACGAGAAAGAAAAAUCAAAGAAGAAGAAGAAAAGGAAAAGAGAAGGCAGACGCAAUACAGAGUCUCUCUCAAAGCUCAACGAGUCUAUCGUCUCUCUCUACCUUUCUCUCUCUUCCCUGUAUUUGAACUGCGCUGCGUUCGUGUGUGGGGGUGAGCAUUCUGUGUUUCUUCUGGGGAGUAGUGGGUGCGAUGGCGCAGCUAGCGCAGGCGGAAGCAUGCGCGGCUAGGCAUGUGCAAGUAUGGCGAGCUCUGGUAAAUUGGGUAGCUUUCCUAUUUCAAAUCUUCCUCCAGAUCGUGCGAGGCGCGCCGUCGCUUCUCUCCUUCAUCGGCCUCCGAUACCCCCUCCUCUCCUCUUCCUCUUCUCUGCCUUUCAAGCCCUUGCCCGACGCGGACCUCCCUCUCAGCGACUUGCUUCCGCCUCCGCCUCCGCCGCCGGUGCGCUGCCUUAGUGUCAAUGGAGGGGGAGGAGUUGGGGGUGAUGAUCGUCGUACACAGAAGCUCACGGUAGUGCUGGACUUAGAUGAGACCCUAAUAUGUUCUUAUGAAACAGCUGGCUUACCUGCCACCAUUCGCACUCAAGCAACAGAAGCGGGAUUGAAGUGGUUUGAGCUGGAAUGUUUAUCUUCAACCAAGGAGCGCCAGGGAAAACCUAAGGUUAAUUAUGUAACUGUGUUCGAACGACCGGGUCUACAGGAGUUCUUAGAACGAAUUGGUGAAUUUGCAGAUCUUGUUCUAUUCACAGCUGGUCUUGAAGGUUAUGCUAGACCACUGGUUGACAAGAUAGAUGUUGAAAAUCGAUUCGGCCUUCGACUUUAUCGGCCUUCAACAGUUAGGACGAAUUAUCGAGAACAUGUGAAGGAUCUGGCUUGUUUAUCGAAGGAUCUAUGUCGAAUUGUUAUUGUUGACAACAACCCGUUCAGUUUCUUGUUGCAACCAUUGAAUGGGAUCCCAUGCGUACCAUUCUCAGCAGGAGAGCCCCAUGAUGAGCAGCUUUUGGAGGUCCUCCUUCCACUCCUCAAGCACCUAUCUUUGCAGAAUGAUGUGAGGCCAAUACUACAUGAAAAGUUUCGCAUGCCGGAGUGGUUUCAAAUGCAUGGAAUUCCUGCACCUAGAGGUUGACGCUGUGAGCUAGCUACGCAUUACUACUUAUGGGGGAACCUUGAUUCUUGUUGAGUUAGCUUGUCAGAUACCACAUGGGAGCUUCCCAUUACUCGUAUAUUAUCACUGUGAAAAUAGAUGCCAUUAAUGUUAUUCAAAAUUUUGUCAGGCUGCCUGUAAGUGAAACAACUACAUAGCCUAGCCUACAUGAGGUGCGCCAAGCAUAGUACUUCGAUCCUGAUUCUCGCAAUUUUUGUGUACUCAGAUUGGGUUUCCAUGAAAUUACAAACCCAAGAUUAAUAGAUGGUUCUACUCCUUUUCUGGUUAA
Malania oleifera is the source of this 1437-nucleotide messenger RNA. RefSeq lists its product as uncharacterized. The transcript is spliced from 6 exons. Gene Ontology annotation, molecular function: phosphoprotein phosphatase activity. Bases 201 to 1130 code for a protein of 309 amino acids. The record is from RefSeq and is a predicted model, not a curated record. Lineage: Eukaryota; Viridiplantae; Streptophyta; Magnoliopsida; Santalales; Ximeniaceae.